AUGGAGAAUAAGCGCGAGGAGUUAGAGAAUAAGCGGGCGGAGUUAGAGAAUGCACACAACUCAACCCGUGAAGAGUUGAACCAAAUGAAGAAAACCAUGAAGGCGAACUUCUCUGGACUAUUUGAGAGGAAGUUGUCUGUUGGAAUUUCUCCAGGGAUGCCAAUGGCAAAGGUGGAUGCUUCUUCGGAUUGA
Arabis nemorensis is the source of this 192-nucleotide messenger RNA. The record is from the annotation of a GenBank genome assembly. Lineage: Eukaryota; Viridiplantae; Streptophyta; Magnoliopsida; Brassicales; Brassicaceae.